AUGGAUCCGAACAAAGAAGAGGCGCAGUCUUUUGCGGCUGAACCCAGGCGAGAUCACCCUACAGCAAAGCGCAUAGCUUCAGAAGAGUUACGUGUCGACGCCGAUGCUAAAAGAAUCAAGGCAUCCCAUGAUGCGCCCUCGGAUUCAGGUGUUGAGCGCCCUAUCAUACAGCAGAGGAUUCCUUUCCCAGACAAGCCCGCAGUUUUAGAAGAGCGAAAUGGCGAGAUCGAGUUCCGAGUCGUCAAUAACGAUGGCGAUCGAGAAUCCAUGAUUAUUCUUACAGGCCUCAAGUGCCUUUUCCAGAAACAACUCCCGAAGAUGCCUAAAGAUUACAUCGCACGUCUCGUUUACGAUCGUACACAUCUAUCGAUUGCCAUUAUUAAACAUCCUCUCGAAGUCAUCGGCGGAAUAGCAAUCCGUGAAUUUCGCAACCGUCAAUUUGCCGAAAUUGUUUUUUGUGCAGUUGCAUCCGACCAACAAGUAAAAGGAUACGGCGCUCAUCUUAUGGCUCAUCUGAAAGACUAUAUUAGAGCUACUUCCCCUGUGAUGCACUUUUUAACUUAUGCUGACAAUUAUGCAACCGGUUAUUUCCAAAAACAAGGAUUUACAAAAGAGAUCACUUUAAAUAAGUCGAUUUGGAUGGGUUAUAUAAAAGAUUAUGAAGGGGGCACACUUAUGCAAUGUACAAUGCUUCCCCGCAUCCGCUAUCUUGAAGUUGGUCGUAUGCUUCUUAAGCAAAAAGAAACUGUUCAAGCUAAAAUUCGGCUCCUAAGCAAAAGUAACAUUAUUUAUCAGCCGCUUCAACAAUGGGCUAACGGUAAUAUUAUACCUAUCGAUCCACUCUCUAUCCCUGCCAUACGGACAACGGGUUGGUCUCCUGGUAUGGAUGAGCUGGCACGAGAACCACGCCACGGACCCCAUUUCAACGAGCUUCGACGCUUUUUAUCUCAGAUCCAAUUUCAUAAACAAGCAUGGCCCUUCCUUCAUCCGGUAAACAAAGACGACGUUACUGAUUAUUACGACGUUAUUACUUCACCAAUCGAUCUAUCAACUAUAGAAGAAAAACUUGGGACCGAUGCAUAUACCACUCCAAAAGACCUCAUCAACGAUCUUAAAUUGAUGUUUAAUAACUGUCGUCAAUAUAAUGAUGCAUCGACGGUAUAUAAUAAGUGCGCAGUUAAGCUGGAGAAGUAUAUGUGGGGUCUGAUCAAAGAGAUACCGGAGUGGUAUGAGUUACUUGAGGAGUGA
This is a messenger RNA of Xylaria bambusicola, 1248 nucleotides long. Its product is annotated as histone acetyltransferase GCN5-like protein. Gene Ontology annotation, biological process: chromatin remodeling; positive regulation of transcription by RNA polymerase II. The coding region runs from base 1 to 1248 and encodes 415 amino acids. The record is from RefSeq and is a predicted model, not a curated record. The transcript is spliced from 2 exons. Gene Ontology annotation, cellular component: histone acetyltransferase complex. NCBI's taxonomy places the organism in Eukaryota, Fungi, Ascomycota, Sordariomycetes, Xylariales, Xylariaceae. Gene Ontology annotation, molecular function: protein binding; histone H3 acetyltransferase activity.